Messenger RNA from Acyrthosiphon pisum (pea aphid), 1483 nucleotides. RefSeq names its product elongation of very long chain fatty acids protein AAEL008004. The coding region runs from base 313 to 1134 and encodes 273 amino acids. Gene Ontology annotation, cellular component: endoplasmic reticulum membrane. The transcript has 7 exons. Gene Ontology annotation, biological process: very long-chain fatty acid biosynthetic process; fatty acid elongation, monounsaturated fatty acid; fatty acid elongation, saturated fatty acid. Gene Ontology annotation, molecular function: fatty acid elongase activity. The record is from RefSeq and is a predicted model, not a curated record. Lineage: Eukaryota; Metazoa; Arthropoda; Insecta; Hemiptera; Aphididae.
GUGUACCAUAACUCCAAAAUACAAGGAAGUUACGCAAAGAUAUAAUGUACGUAUCUAUAUAUUAUUAUGUACCUUUGAAAAAUGGUUGUACUAACUUAUAUGCUAAUUCAAUUAAAAAUAAGUAGGCGGGGGACGACAUAAAGUAUGUCUACUUAAAUAAAAAAUAUUCACUAUUAUAUUACCAGUAAGGUAAACACAUGUCGCGUAGGUGGCGACACUCUAGUUUAAUUAUACGGUUGCAGGGAACUCAUGUUAUAGGGUAGUUUAAUAAGUAUUUUUAUUUUUAAAAUAGUUUGAUAGAUCCGUAAGUUAAUGGAGGUGACGAAAGAAUUUUUUGAAAAGCUAGAUGCUUUUGUCGAUCAAUAUGGAGAUCCAAGAACUAAUGAAUGGCCCAUGGUCCAAGGAAUCACAACACCAUUAGCAUGUGCCUCGGUGUAUUUAUACCUUGUGUUAUACUUGGGGCCGAAAUUUAUGGAAAAUAGAAAACCAUUUCACUUAUUACCAAUAAUUAAAGUUUAUAACUUAGUUCAGUUGGUAGCGUGUAUCUUAAUUUUUUAUAUGAUUUUGAUCUCUGGAUGGACAACUAAAUAUACUCUUGGAUGUGAGCCUGUUGACUCCAAUGCACCACACUCAAAUCGAUUAGCUCAACUGUUUUGGUGGACAUACAUGUUGAAAUUGGUUGAAUUUUCUGAAACUGCAUUUUUCAUACUACGUAAAAAGACAAAACAAGUUUCUGGACUUCAUGUUUAUCAUCAUGCUUCUACGUUUAUUUUAGCAUGGGCAGCUGUUAAAUUCUUCCCAGGAGGUAUGGCUUCUUUUCCAAUUUUAGUGAAUUCAGUAGUACAUAUUAUUAUGUAUGCUUACUAUCAACUUUCAUCUAUGGGACCACAAUAUCACAAAUUUACUUUAAAGUAUAAAAAAUAUGUGACUAUUAUUCAAUUGAUUCAGUUUGGAAUACUUGUAGUACAUACACUACAAGUUUUGUCAUCAAGUUGUUCCAUGCCUAAUGCAUACCUAUAUGGAAUGCUACCAGACAUCAUUGUAUUGUUUUAUUUAUUUUACAAAUUUUACAGAAAUACAUACACAACAAAAAUAAAACAUUUUGAGCUUAAAUCGGCCGAAAAAAUUAAAUAAUUAUCUUAUCAUUUCUAUUAUUCCUAUACAAAUAUAGAAAAAUUACAUCAAACAAAAAUGAAUAAGCAUAUAAAAAUGCCAAGAAAAUAUUAUAACAUUAAAUUGUAAAUUGUAAUAUUAUUUAUUUUGCUUAAAUAUUUUAUAUUAUAAUUAAAAAGAAAACCUAAAAUUUGUAUUAUUUUUCUGUUUAUACAACACAACAUUGAACUAUUAAUGUAUUUAGUGAAUUUUAUAUUAUAAAUUGUUGGGUUUAAUCUAAAUUUUAAUUUCAAUUACUUAUUAAAAUGUACCUGUAUUUUAUGUCACAAUCUUAAGUAUAAACAAUUAUAAAAUUAUUCUACAACUGAAA